AUGUCUUUCCUUCAUGGUGUUCUUCAGAGUGUGAGGGAUGAUGAGAGUGUUACAACAUAUGAUGACAAUAAUGAUAUUAAUAAUGUUCUUGACAAUUUACAUAAUAAUGUAGGUAAAGGCCGUCAGGCCUUCGGUGUCGCCGUGACUGAGGUGGAGGAGAGGACAAAUAAAGUAAACGAGGAGUUAUCCAAACUCAUCAUCGAUAUGGGAGGGCUUUAUACAAAUGACGUGGAGAAGAAAAAAUCUGACACCCUUGAAAAGCAGUUGAAGAAUUGGAAGGCAAUUACAGAAAUACUUGAAAAGGAGCUUCAACGUAUUGAAACUAAUAACGUUAAUGACUUAGAUCCUGUGUUGCGUGAUAAAUUGAUGCAUAAGAUAGACGCUGUGAAAAGCGCCGUGCAGGUGCUGAAGGGGUCGGCGGAUAGCAAGGAGCUGGAGAAGAAAGUCAGGGAGGUGGAUGACGAGUUAUGGAAACAACAAAUGCACCUUAUUAAUUUGCUGGAUGAUGAGUUUGAAAAGAUUUGUAUAAAGGUUGGCGCAUUGGAAAAAACGAAAAUUAAGCACAUUUGGCUUAUGAAGAAGACUGUAAAGGAAUGUAAGGAAAAUUUAUUAGAUUUGAAUAAUCAGUAUAGAGACCAGAUUCGUAGUAAGUUUCUUAGCUUAAAGGAUGAAAUGACGGAAAUCAAUAACCACGGUGGUGAUAAAUCUGCGCUUGAAAUGCAGGUUGACAACAUUAAAUCGGAGCUUUUGGAUGUUGGUAGCAAACUGCAGACAUAUGUUACGAAUCUGGCAAAUGGGAUUGAAGCGGCAGAGAAAUUGCGCAACGAUGCUGCUAGUAAGGCGCAAAAGGUGUAUGGUGAACUGACGAAGGAGAGUAGUGUCUCUGACUCAAUUGCCGGUAGAUUGAGUGCUAUUGAAGGUGCACAACAGGCGAUUGGCGGGACAAAUGGAACGCUUAGUAAAAUUGACAGCUCUCUUCAGCAGUGGAUUAAGGAUGUUGGAUGUACCAUACGUGAUAAUUCAGAGAAGGUUAACGCUAUCAUCUCUGCAGUUCAUGACAGCAAAACGAGCAUAAUUACUCAGGCAGUCGAAAGUCUAAAAAGACAGACUUCAAGUAAUUUUAUCGAUUUUAAGAAACAACAACUUAACGUCAUCGGGCACCAGGCAAAAGAGAAACUCACCGAGCUGGCCAGCGCCGUUGACAGCUUGAUAAAUGAAAGAUUGAAGGAGAUGCAGAGUGCGUAUUCGCAGUUGACGUCUUCGCCAGGUCAAACACCCCUCAACGGCGGGCAACUGCAUCAGUGGAGCCAGGCAGCGCUGAUGGUACUCGAUGUCGGAAAAAAUGUUGAUGCUGCAAUUAAGUAUAUUUGGGAUAGAUAUACUCAAUUUGUGCAGUCACCGCAAUUACGAGCGCCAUUAGAGGAAUGGCAAAAAUAUCAGCGACAGCUGCCGGGACUUGAUGCUUUUCUUCGUGGAAGACUAUCCUCUCUCCCUGCCGAUCAACUUACUCCAUAUCACGACCCUCUAACUGGAUAUGCAUCUGCCACUAGGGCGUUUAUGAGAGCUUUUGUGGACUCUAUAAAAGGCGGCGUUCAACUUGAAGUUAACAGUGCUACCAUGAAUCUACAUAAUAAUUCUGAAUUAAAACAAUUAACUGAGACAUUAAAUGGUGCACUCCAAUUUGCUCAGCAAGUCAACAAUAAACUUCAGCAGUUCACUCGUCAUAGUAGUUUUAGUGGCAUCCGUGAUGCUCCCAGUGAACUCAGCAGUUUAGUGCAACAGGCGUCAAACUUCCAUACUACCUUUGAGCGAGAAACAAAAGCUAUCGAAAACUUGGAACAGCGCUUUACUACACCUUUCAAAAGGCUCGUCGACGAAGUUGGCAAAGCUGCUUUAAAGAAUAACAAUGGCUUGCAGAAAACCUUUGAAGAUCUGAACGAAAGGAUUACAAAUUCUUUACAAACAGGUUCAACUGGUAUCCAGGGGAUACAACAGGACUUAGCCGCCCGAAUUUCCGAAUUUUCCAAUAAACCUAGCGAAAUACACUCAGCCGUCAAAGAAAUAACUCGGGCACUGGACGGUCUCAAAACAGAUUUGCAGAGAACCCCCGGACAUCCCAAUCCAAAAGGCGACGGCGCCCUGGACGCGCUGGGCGCCCUAAAAACUAAAAUUGGCCAUACUACCGAUCAUGGUUCCCCUUCAGAAGGGAGUCUUAAGAGACUCCAUAAUGAGCUCCAAACGCUGCACUCCAGUGAAAUUAAGCAACCUGGUAAUAUACAGACAGCAAUACAAAAGGCGCUUAAUACGGUCAACCGGUUGGAACUUGUUCCUACAAAGGUGGAUAAAGCAAAACAGGCGGUUGAUAAUCUAUUGGAACAGUUGAAAUCUGAUAUAGAACUGAUUGGUGUGGCCAUUGAUAGAACAGUUGAUCAAGCUAAGGGUGCGUUAGAUGUCUCCAUCAAAUCACUUCGAGAUGCGAUAACUGACUCCCACAAAAAAUCCCUAACGGCCGUCACCGCCGCCUUCACCGAAGUAACUAAACAAGUCCGCCACCUCUUCGCCGAGCAGCACGUCGCGGACCUGCAGGCGCUGCAUACGCUGGUUGAGCAAAAAUUGGCGGAGGUGAGAAAAAUAAUUAAUGAAGAUAAAGUCACGGGCGUCAAAGGCCUUUUGAAAAUUAUGUCUGGCGUGUCACUUCAUACGAAAAAUGUAGAUUUCACUAAGGAAAAUAAUCUGCUUAAUCAGCUUAAAAAGGAUAUGCCUGAUCAAGUUCAGAAGCCUCCGACACCUUUGCCGUCCGAUGAGUACAGUAAGCAAUUCAAAGAAUUGGCCUUCAACUUCCAGGAUUAUAUUGAUCCACUGCUACAGUACACUGAAGACCAAGUAAAAGAUAAUUCGCAAGAUAAAAAUAAUCCUCUUCCCACUGAGCAGUCUGGCCGUGUUAAACUUAUCAAAAAUGCGGUCGAUGAUUUGCUCAAAUAUCUUGGUAAAUUUAGCGAUGAUAAUAAGAAUCAACACAAGGACGCUAAAAAGCGUAUUUACAUUUUUGAUGACUUAUUCACUACACUUCUUAAACAACUUUCCUCUUCCAUCCACUCCCACUCCCUCUCCCCCUCCAACUUCCACGGCUUCCACAACCCGCUGCUGCUCGACGCCCUCAAGGCCGGCAUGACGCAAUUCACCACUGAACUCUCCCGCGCGUAUGUGAAUGCUUAUAGCGGUAUGAAAUUCCAAGAAGACUUGCUUAAAAAAGAAAAGGACUCUGACCAAUUUCCCAACCAGUUAACCACCGAGGGCCGCAACUGCGCCAAGGUCUGCCUGACCAUACUGGAAACAUUGUUUUAUGACUUUGAAUCUUUAAGUAAAUUGUUACCAGCAAAGAAUGCUGAUAAGAUUAAUUCAGGUAAUAGCAUUGGCAACUUUUUUUCUGACCGCGGCUACAAGGUGGCCACUAAGGCUGGCGUCCAAGACGGUGAAUUAGACAAUUCUGAUAAGACAAACGCGCAGAAAAUUAAUCAGUUGCGUGAUAGUAAAAUUAAUGGCGUAAGUAACGGCUCCGACAAGCUCCACGAAUUAAUCAAUAGGCUAGCCACAGACCUUGUUUCCUACUACAACGUAUGUCACCUUAAUCACAUCACAUCACCUAGGGCGCCCACCACUGUCAACGAAAUGCUUCACUGGCUUGCUGGGCUCUACUACACGCCGAUGUAUGAUAAAUUGGCUGGUAAAUUUGCAGGGUUCUUCGAUGUACCCGAAGGAAACGGCACAACAGUAAGCAAGGCCAUAGAAGCCGCUGUGCCUGCAAGAAGAAGCGAAAGGAUGCUCCGAGAUCUUACCUUUAAAGAAAUGUCAGACCUAUUCAACAAUAUUACCAUCCGCCCAUAUCACAUAUUAGUUACCAUCCUUGGCCACGGCCACGCAGGCGGCCGGUAUGCCUGUGACUUCCUAACAAACCCAGAUGGUUUAAAUUAUCCAACAGACGUAAAUCAAUGCUUCGACCUGCUCGUCGAUAUAUGUCUUAGACUAAAUGAACAAAUCCUUUUCCUAUUUAAGCAGUGCCAAAAUGGCCCGGGCAGUAGUGGUUGGCGUGAUUGCUUGUACGGUCGUGGAGUAGGUGGUUCUUCGUGGAACUGCAACACUAUGCAAUGUCCGAACCAGAAUGGUAACCAAAAACACAACCAAAUGUGUAACCAAAAAUGUGACCAAAGUGUUAAGUGCGGUCUGAAAUCGCCUCUGCAAUCUUUUUUGGAAGAUGGACUGCAAGGCUUCUUGCCGCACCAAUUCACCUCUCCCGGCUGUAAGCUGGAAUGUACCGUGUCCAAUCACAAAGGACUUCCAUGUAAGACCCCUAUGGGCUUUAAGGACCUAAGUCAAAUAGCUUCACGAACUGGCACUGGCCAAUGUAUUAAGGAUGUGCUUGAUCCGUUCUGUGGCACAAGAGAGUGCUCACUGAGCCUAAUUUGUUCCUAUUUCAUAUACCUGUUGCGCCGACCCCCUCAGACGCUGGGCGACAUGUUUGCUUUCUAUUAUAAUAUCCUUGAUCACUGGUGUGCUGAGGGGGAACAAGCAAAACAUAGGCGACAAGCGUUCGAUGAUGCCGUUGAAAGAGCCAACUUGGGACGUCCUCAUUCUGAUUUGGACAUCACGAAAAUCUUAGGUUCUAAAAUCCAUAGAGAUGACAACCACCCCAAAGGUGAUCUGUUCAGCCUUUUGUCUUGCGACCCAGUGACGCAGUCGUCACUGCCGUGCGGACAAUACUUACAAUCAAUGAGCGAUGACAUUCGGUUGUUGUAUUCUAAAGAGUACGCUGAUAACUAUCUCUCGUGGAUUGUGUACAUCACUGAAACGUUCUAUGAUUUGCUUAAGAAAUUGUAUUCCGAGUGUUGCCGAAAGUGCAAUACGCAGGGAACGAGAUGUUAUGAUAAAACCUGUGCUGAGAGUUGUAACGUAAACUCGUAUUAUAAAACACAGCAGCACACAUCGCAACCCCAGCAACAUAACCAUCAAAAUGAAUGCCAUUCUAUUGUCAAAUGUCAAAAUACCCAUCCAACUCUUUACAAAUAUGGAUUUACCUUCGGAAGCCCAUGGAACUUAAGUGGCAAAAGCAGUGAUCCGAAUCAAAAAAGAACGUGCCAAGACCUCUGCCAGGCAUUGGAAAAAGUGUGUCCUGGCCGAUCGGUUAGGCAUGGGAAUGGUGAUGGUCAGGGUCUUGAUGAGUUGGCUGAAGCUGUGAAAAAGUUGAUUGGUGAUGCAAUUAACAAUGCAACUGAGAGUCUUGAAAAGAGGAAAAAGGAACUUGAGUGCCCUAAAAAAUAUAAGGGAAAUGAAUCUAAUUGUCAGUAUAUUGGUAGGUUAAUAAAGCAAGCUGAAGAGUCUAAAAAUUCUGGUCAACCUGAAAAUCCUAAUAAAAAGCUUUAUGAAGGCUAUAUGAAAGAUUGUAAAGUCAAUUAUCACAAUGACAGUUAUUAUGAUGAUUCUACAAAGAAGGCGUUGAAGGAUAUUGAGAAAAGGCAAAAGACACUUAAGGAGCUUAAAGAAAAACUCGAGAAAUUUAUUGGCACAAAAGAUGGUGAGAAUCCUGCAACAAAAAUUUUAGAAAAUCUUUGCGAUGGUCUCCAAACAUUCUUAGGGUAUAAUGCAAUUUCUAAAGGCUACGACGGCUCCGGCAUCGUGUACUCGGACCUCGACAGGCUGUGCGACGGGGUGAUGGCGUUUUUGCACGGGGUGCUUAAAGAUGUUUAUAACAAUAAAACUUUAUUGCCAUACAGUAAUACAUUGCUUGACGCAUUUCGUGAACUAGAAUCGAAUAUUCAUGGAGGUCACUCAAAAUUUGGUAAGUCCGUUCAGGCCGUCAAGGAAGGCAUCGCCGACUGGUUGGCAUUGGUUGACAUGAUGAAUAAAAAAGUGACAACACCGUUGGAAAUUUUGUUAGACGAAAAGCAUUUGCCUUUGAUUUCAAAAGUUAUCGAUGGUUUAAAAAAUCAAGAGUAUAAUAGUCUUUCACAGUCUACAUUACGUAAGUGGAUGGAUGCCGUUCACCAAAUUCCAAACUUUAGUACAGAGUCCUCAGAAUAUCUCAACCUAAUUGACGCCAACCUCCAAAAAGAUUUACUUCCACACGUCACCCUUAUUAAAGACAGAGUGGACGCUUUCGUGGACUCCACUAAGCAGGAUCACGAGGGGCUUAAGGAGGUGUGUGGGAAGGUGGAUGAGCAAACAAAAAUUAUUAUAGACUAUGCCCAUGGAGUGGGGAGGGAAACUAAACGAAAUGUUGGCAUUUACUUGGAAAAGUGUGAAAAUCUCCUCCAGCAUCUUAAGGAAACGAGUGACAAGCUUGAUAGGACACGUGCAGAUGCUUAUAGGGGAGAGUUGAAGUGGCUGAAGACUUCGGCGUCCGCAGCAUUGAGUACAGCGCUAGGGAAUGCAGAUAAGGUGAAUCAGCUCGAUAAGCAGAUUAAGGGGGAUUUAGAUUCUAAGACUCAACAAGUGUGGUUACAGUCAAUGGCUCUCAACAUUUCGACACUGCAGAGCGGUAUUGAACAAUUGACGCCAAAGAUUAAUGAGGCGAUUGGAAAUCUUUCUGAAAUUAUCGGUGAUAAGUCAAAAACAACUGUUGAAGGGUUCGUGGGAAAACUCAGAGAUGAGGUAAGGGGUCUUCAUAACGUGAUUGAGGCUGUAAAAGACGAGCUGAGCAAUCUUGAUGAUAGCAAAUAUCCUAUGCUUAAGUACUAUAAGUCAACAUAUUCGUCAACUACAAGCGACGCAAACAUUGUCGAAAAACUCAAAAAAGCGCUAGAAAAAUCUAAAUCUGCCCCCAAAGCUCCUCCCCCUCCUCCCGGUCCUCCAGUUGCAGCUGAAGAAAAAAACGUGGCAGGUAAAGUAGACGAAGCGAUAAAGGCUGUUGCCGAUAAAGUUAAAGAACUUGACAAUGAAUUCCAACGUAAAGUUAGAACGGAGUUUGACAAUGCAGUUAGAAAUCUAAAUUCAUCACUUAUUAGUUUGAAAUCCUUCUCCAAGCAUCUUGCCGCUGACCAUACGGGCAUGAAGGCCAACGUUACUGAGUUAGGUAAAGAGAUUGAUAAAAAUCAAAAAGCAUUUCAGAAAUUCAUCACGGCCGUUAUGGAUGCCAAACUGACAGAGAUGAUUCAGGAGGUCAUCAAUGCAUUGUCCUCGGCAAGAACACAGAUCAUCGUCCACAUAACAGACAUCACCGAAGAAAUAAAACUAAAAUCCACCACCGCCGCCACCUCCAUCAAACGCCACGCCCUCUCCCAGUUCGCCGCGUCCAAGGCCCGCGCGCUCGAGAAGCUCAAGCAGCUGGUCACUGAGAAAAACGAGGCGAUUAAGAAGAUUAUCGAAGACGAUUCCAACAGCGGGCUGAAGGGGAUGAUGAAGGAAAUUGAUAAACAUAAGACUAAUCUAUCACAGAUUCCCGAUAAAACUGAAUUAGCGCUAAUGGCCCUCUACUUCAAUAAGUUCCUUACCAAUGUUAUGACGUAUGUAAAAGAACAAGUAAAACAUGACAAUGAACUUAAAAGCGACGUGAAAUCCAUCUCCCUGCUCUCUCAUACUUUAUUCGACGACCUUUACGCGUCAAAACACUUCGAUCACACCUUUUGCAAAAACAUUAAAAGUCUAAAAGACAAGCUCAGCAGCUUUUCACCUAAGCAGUUCGUUAAUUCCCACCAUCCAGAGUUGGCUGAUAUCCUGAAAAAAGGAAUGCAGGCAUUUGUAAAAGAGCUGCAGAAUCAGUAUGUUUCGAGGUAUUCGAUGGAGCAGUGGAAGCCGGAGGAGGAAGGGAAGUAUGCGAAGGUUUUGCUCACGUCAAUGGAGGGGCUGAGAAAAGAUGUGUAUGAUUUGCAAAACGAAUGUGGAAAGACAUCUGGUGGAUGGAGGGAGAUGAACAUUAUUUUAGGCAAUAAGCUUGGCGCCUGGUUCCGGAAGCGUGGUUACAAGGUUAACUCCGAGCAAGGCAAGCAGACUGGCGAGUUGCAGGACAAGGACUCUAUGAAGGGUGAAGAAAUUCAUACUAAGCUUCUUACCAAGGAAAAUAUAAACAUCUCCAACAUUCGUUUGCUUGUUGACUGGAAGAACAAUAAAAACAGUGUUCCUGCAACUGCAUCCAACGGUAAUAUCCAGAUUUCGCUCUAUGACCUUGCUCUCUUCCUUCGCGACCACCUUAGAAACUAUUACCGUGUCUCUCACCAUAUGCACAACGAUUCACCGAAGUCACCUAGUAACAUUUAUCAGAUGAUGUGUUGGCUGUCCGGGUUGUACUUCAAUCCGAUGUACCACAAACUCGGUGACUACUUCAAGGAGCUCUUCGACAAACCAGAAGACGAAUCGAAAUUGCAAGACCCCUCCAACUACAAACUCGACGCCACUACGCCAUUUACAGCGAAAGUGCUAAAAGAUGCACUCCAACAGGUGUGCUUACUCUCGCAACUUGCACUGGUUGGCAUCCAAGGUCACGGUCACGCCGAAGGGCGUUACGCCUGUGACUUCCUAACAAACGCAGAUAAAUUAUCGUACCCUAGCAGUGUUAGUUCAUGUUUCGACAUGCUUGUCGAUGUGUUGCAUAGAGUGUUUCAACGAGUAUACUUUCUAUAUACCCAGUGUAAAAACGACCGCAGUAGGGGUGGCUGGGCCGAUUGCUCUUACGGCAGGUACGUCGCUGGCUCCUCUUGGCUGUGCAAUGUGAAGCAAUGUGGGAACCUAGAUUGUAACCUAAGCCCUAACCAAAAGGUCAACCACAACACUAACCAAAGCGCCGACCAACGCUGUGAGCAACAUCCCAAGUGCGGCCUUAAGUCGCCGUUACAGUCCUUCCUCGAGGACGGCCUACAAGGGUUUUUACCACAUUCUUUCAAAACGCCCGGAUGCAAACUGACGUGCACAGUUUCCAAUCACAGAGGACUCCCAUGCAUCACGCCAAUGGGCUUUGCCGAUAUUGGUAUCGCAGCAUCUCAUACCAAGGACGGCACGUAUCUUAAAGAUGCUCUGAAUCAAUUCUGUAAUGCAGGUUCAAACCUCGCUAAGUUGUGUUCUUACUUAUCGUGUCUUCUGCGUCAACCACCGCAAAAUCUGGGCGAUAUGUUAGCUUUCUACUAUCAGCUGCUUAAGAACUGGAAUCAUAGAAAUAUUAAGCAGCAUAAGGAAGAUGCCUUCGUUGAAGCUGUUAAAAGAGCCAAUUUCUGGAAUGACGAAACAACCUUGAAUAUCGCAUCCAUCCAAGUCAGCAAUGCACACUCCGACAAACAUUCCCAAGGUGACCUCUUCAGCCUUACAGAUUGUAAUCAUGAGAAGAAUCCCGGCCUGCCAUGCGGUAAAUACUUGCAUCCGCUAACAUUGAAUAUGCGUUCCAUAUUCUCCUCUAAGCGCUCUGCAAAUUAUCUUUCCUGGGUGGUGUACUGUACUGAGACAUUCGUUGGUCUGCUCUACGAUUUGUACGCAUCAUGCAAGAAGUGUGAGACGCCUGGCAGCAGAUGCUGUGACAAGAGCUGUAUUAAAACGUGUAAGGUAAAAUACACUGACAAUUCCGGAAAACCUAAAAUUCCAUUACAGAAUGAUAAGCACACUACCAACUGUCAUUCAAUCGUCAAAUGUCCGGAUAUGCUUCCGACGCUGUAUAAGUAUGGAUUCACAUUUGGUAGUCCAUCCGGACUAAGUGGAGAAGAAAAGGAAGGGAAAUACAAAAGAACGUGCAAGGACUUCUGCGAAGCAUUGAAGAAAGUGCUACACAAAGACUCUGUACUCAUUCAACUAAUCAACGAUAUAGACACAUUCAUCUGGAAGAUAAGAGCGAAUUUCUCCUACCUCUUAUUAGCCCUCUGGUCGCUGUCGCUCCUGUACCUGCUGCACAUCGCCGUCGUCCGCCUCGACGUCCUGAGGAUACGCUCCCACCUGCGCUCGCCCUCAAGCCACCGCAUCGCCGCACAGUCCCUCCUCGCCGCCGCACGCGUCAGGGCACUCGCCAACGUCAAGUACUUCUCACCAUAA
Molecule: messenger RNA, 9999 nt
Organism: Babesia ovata
Lineage: Eukaryota; Apicomplexa; Aconoidasida; Piroplasmida; Babesiidae
Exons: 3
Coding region: 1-9999 (3332 amino acids)
Source: RefSeq, a predicted model, not a curated record